Messenger RNA from Vitis riparia (riverbank grape), 1597 nucleotides. RefSeq names its product protein CLP1 homolog. The coding region runs from base 91 to 1374 and encodes 427 amino acids. Gene Ontology annotation, biological process: tRNA splicing, via endonucleolytic cleavage and ligation. Lineage: Eukaryota; Viridiplantae; Streptophyta; Magnoliopsida; Vitales; Vitaceae. The record is from RefSeq and is a predicted model, not a curated record. Gene Ontology annotation, molecular function: polynucleotide 5'-hydroxyl-kinase activity. Gene Ontology annotation, cellular component: mRNA cleavage factor complex; nucleus. The transcript is spliced from 10 exons.
AAAUUCCGGUUCGGAAACGGUCCACCUUUUACAGUUCUCGAGUGAUCUCCUUUGGCCCUAAGCCAGGCCAAGAGAAGAGCAACGGCGACGAUGGCGUCCUCGUCGGCGAUAAGGCAGGUGAAGCUCGAAAAAGAGUGCGAGCUCAGGGUUGAAGUCAGUGAGAACGCUCCUCUCCGUCUCCGGCUUCUCAACGGGACCGCUGAGAUUUUCGGCACCGAGAUUCCUCCCGAAAUCUGGCUCUCCUUCCCUCCUAGACUCAAGUUCGCUGUUUUUACUUGGUAUGGAGCCACAAUUGAAAUGGAUGGUAUUACAGAAACUGAUUAUACCGCCGAUGAGACACCCAUGAUCAGUUAUGUUAAUGUGCAUGCUGUUCUGGAAGGACGAAGAAAUCGUGCCAAAGCCUCUUCAUCUGGUGAUACUGAAGCUUCUCAGGGCCCAAGGGUGAUUGUUGUUGGACCUGUAGAUUCCGGAAAGAGUACACUGUCAAGGAUGCUUCUUAGUUGGUCUGCUAAGCAGGGUUGGAAGCCUACUUUUGUGGACUUGGACAUUGGCCAAGGAUCUAUAACCAUUCCUGGAUGUAUUGCUGCUACCCCAAUUGAAAUGCCAAUUGAUCCAGUGGAUGGAAUUCCUCUUGAAAUGCCUCUUGUUUAUUUCUAUGGCCACACAACUCCUAGUGUCAAUGUAGAGUUAUACAAAGUGCUUGUGAAGGAGCUUGCUCGAACACUGGAGAGGCAGUUCUCCGGAAAUGCUGAAUCUCGAGCUGCUGGCAUGGUGAUCAAUACCAUGGGAUGGAUAGAAGGUGUUGGUUAUGAGUUGAUUCUCCAUGCUAUAGAUACAUUCAAUGCCAAUGUUGUUUUGGUUUCGGGUCAGGAAAAACUUUGCAGCAUGCUUAAAGAUGUGCUAAAGAACAAACCUAAUGUGGAUGUUGUGAAACUUCAAAAGUCAGGUGGUGUUGUAUCCAGGGGUGCAAAAUUCCGUCAAAAGGCCAGGAGCUACAGGAUAAGGGAAUACUUUUAUGGCCUUUCAAAUGAUCUUGCACCAUACUCCAAUGUUUCAAAUUUCAGCGAUUUAUUUGUCUAUCGUAUCGGCGGUGGCCCCCAAGCACCACGAUCAGCUUUGCCAAUCGGUGCAGAGCCUGCAGCAGAUCCUUUGAGAUUGGUUCGAGUGAAUAUCAAUAGGGAUAUGCUCCAUUUAGUUCUUGCUGUUUCUUUUGCUAAAGAAGCUGAUCAAAUUGUUUCAAGUAAUGUUGCUGGAUUCAUCUAUGUCACUGACAUUGACAUCCAGAGGGAGAAAAUUACAUACCUUGCACCAUCGGCGGGUGAACUUCCUAGCAGAUUCUUGAUUGUAGGGACCUUGACAUGGCUUGAAAGCUGAAGAUUUACAAAGACUUAAAACUGUUUGUAACUGAAAACCCUAGUGUAGUGGUCCAGGUUUUUCUACAUGUAUUUACCAUUAUAAGAGGGUUAAUCAAGACAUAAAACUUCAAUUUAAUGUACAAUUAUGGCCAUGACUGUAAAGAUUUGCUGCUUGAUCUGAUGUAGUGCUUCUUGGAAUUCAAUUAUAGGUAAAUGCGUAUAGCUUCAAUCUUCUCUCUUCA